Messenger RNA from Cucumis sativus (cucumber), 1500 nucleotides. RefSeq names its product chorismate mutase 1, chloroplastic. The transcript has 6 exons. The record is from RefSeq and is a predicted model, not a curated record. NCBI's taxonomy places the organism in Eukaryota, Viridiplantae, Streptophyta, Magnoliopsida, Cucurbitales, Cucurbitaceae. Gene Ontology annotation, biological process: aromatic amino acid biosynthetic process; chorismate metabolic process. Gene Ontology annotation, cellular component: cytoplasm. The coding region runs from base 277 to 1227 and encodes 316 amino acids. Gene Ontology annotation, molecular function: chorismate mutase activity.
AAUAGAAAAGAGAGAAUAAUUUUUUAAGGUUGGAAAGCUGAAUACGUCGGAUGUAAAGUCGAAGAAGGCCAGCAGCAGCAUCAGCUAAACUCAUUGGUGGUUGUGGUAGUGGUAGGUAGCUUCCAUGACCAAAAGCGGGUUAGGUGAAACCAAAAGUCGACGACGACUCACUUCCUUCCUUCACCUACGCCGGCUCUUUACUUAAAUUUCCCCUUUCCCCAUCUUCUUCUUUCAGUUUCUUCUCCCCAAAUUUUCCCUUCAUUUUUUUUUUCUAAAAUGGAGGCCACUUUGUUUUUUACUUCCCCUUCUGCAACUCCUUCCCCUCUUCUCUCCAAACCCACUUCCCUUUUUCCCUCUAAUCAUCGCUCCUUGCCUCUCUCUUCCCCUGCGCUUCAUGGGGUUCUCAAUCUUCGCUCUGUUCAAGCCUCUGUUGCCUCUGUUGGACCGUCCCCUAAAGCUAGGGUGGAUAUCAGUGAGAACUUGACCUUAGAGGCAAUAAGACGCUCAUUAAUCUCCCAAGAGGACAGCAUUAUCUUUAGUCUUUUAGGGAGAGCUCAAUACUGUUAUAAUGGAGAUACAUAUGACCCCAGUGCUUUCUCCAUGGAUGGCUUCAAUGGCUCUUUGGUGGAGUACUUGGUCAUGGAAACUGAAAAGCUGCAUGCUCAGGUGGGAAGAUACAAGAGUCCUGAUGAGCAUCCUUUCUUCCCCAACGACUUACCAGCUCCACUGUUGCCUCCACUUCAGUAUCCACAGGUACUACAUCAUGCGGCGGAUUCCAUUAAUAUAAAUAGCAAAGUAUGGAGAAUGUACUUCAGGGAUCUGAUACCAAGAUUAGUCAAGGAAGGAGAUGACAGCAAUUAUGGUUCAACUGCUGUUUGUGACACGAUUUGCUUGCAGGCUCUAUCGAGGAGAAUCCAUUAUGGAAAAUAUGUAGCUGAAGCCAAGUUUCGAGACUCACCCAAGGCAUAUGAAGCUGCAAUUAGGAAGCAAGACAAAGAGCAAUUGAUGGACAUGCUGACAUUCCCGAGCGUCGAGGAGGCGAUAAAACGGAGAGUUGAAACUAAAGCCAAAACAUUUGGGCAAGAAGUUCCUAUGAACAUCGAGGAAAAACAUGCUGCCCCAGUUUACAAAAUACAGCCCAGUUUGGUUGCUGAACUUUAUGGUGAAUGGAUCAUGCCAUUAACAAAGGAAGUUCAAGUUCAAUACUUGUUGAGAAGACUGGAUUGAUUUGCUUAAGUUUUUCAUAAUCAAUGUUUAAAAUGGUAAAUAGGAUUAGAGCAACAAAAAGGUGGUGUGAUUGUUAUUGAAUAAUGAUAGAAGUUCACUAGUGUUACAGCAGAAUAAUUAAGAAUUUUCUUGUAGUUAAAGUGAUUGAAGUUAUAGUCUCCAACAAGGGUAAUGAUUCGAAUCUGCCACUCCCUGUUGUAGUAAAAAAACUUUGUAAUAUGAAGUAUUCAUAUGUUUAUUAGUUUAAUAAGAGGUUGAACGUUUGUUACUCUA